Molecule: messenger RNA, 4282 nt
Organism: Nerophis ophidion (straightnose pipefish)
Lineage: Eukaryota; Metazoa; Chordata; Actinopteri; Syngnathiformes; Syngnathidae
Exons: 1
Coding region: 924-4133 (1069 amino acids)
Source: RefSeq, a predicted model, not a curated record
ACUGCUUUCAUCAGAGCUGGGGAGAAGUCAACACCGGCUGCCCGGAACACCUCGUCUGGCCUGUUGGCAACAGCACGCGACUGGGAGCUGUCAGUUGAUCUGGGAAAGCAGUUGAAGUUCCCUGAUGUGGUUGCUAAAACAACACUAAGGCCAGAUAUUGUGCUCACCUCAGUGGCCUCCAAGCAGGUAAUCCUCUUGGAGCUCACAGUGCCUUGGGAGGACCGUAUGGAGGAGGCCAAUGAGAGGAAGAGUGCAAAGUACUCUCAGCUUGUGGAGGAGUGUCGGAGCAAUGGGUGGCGAGCGAUGUGCCGGCCGGUUGAAGUGGGGUGUCGAGGGUUUGUGGGCAAAUCUCUCUGCAGGGCCUACAGAAUGCUUGGCAUCACAGGGGCCAGCCAGCAAAGGGCCAUGAAGUUAGUCACAGAUGCAGCAGAAGUGGCAUCAAGGUGGCUGUGGAUCAGGAGGGGAGAGGCGUGGCAUGUAGGGCAGUAGCGCUACCUGGACACAGGCUGGGGCCUGAUCAACCCUGGCUGGGUCGCCUAGGGGAGGGGGUCUGAUUGUUGAAAGACCCGAAACCCCCUGUGAUCCUAGGUUACAUCACUGAGGAUGUGUCCAGUUGCACCAUUGGUGUAUUUAAAAAGUUGCUUUUCUGGGACAACCAGUGACUACCAGGAACAGUCUGGUUGACCACCAAGUAUAGAUUGGUGACAGCUGGAGAGACAGCGGACAGCCCGGAAAGACGGCACCGGGGCAGUGAGGGGUAGCAUCCCGAGCUGCACCUUCUGAGAGGAAGGAACCCACAACAAGCUACGAAUCGACCUACAGGAAAUAUACCCCCAGGGAUUCCCGAGAGGGGGGGCGGAAGAGAAUCCCACUGGACGGAUCAAAGGUUGACGACACAUGGCAAUGGUAACACGACGACGACUAUGGAAUGCAUAUGUGGGAAGGUAUGCAAGAACCGACAUGGCCUGCGGAUCCACCAGGCCAGGAUGAAGUGUAUGCAGAAGGUGGUAGAAUCACAGCGCACAGGAACUACGCCUGGUGAGACGCAGGAGGAGCCAGGCCCGGAGUCACCCCACAGUGCCCGGAGCCUCCAGGUGAUGCAACCACCAGAAGCACACAGGACAUCAGAACAUCGUCGGGUAAAGUGGCCCCAAGCUAGCAAGGAGAAAGAGUGGCUCCAGUUUGAUGAAGAUGCUGAUACCAUCUUAGAAACAACAGCCAAAGGGGACGCUGAUCGACGCCUCAAGACGAUGACCACGAUCAUCAUCAGCCUCGCUGCAGAGAGGUUUGGACUUGAGGAGAAGCGGGCAGCGAAGCCCCCCUACAUCAUGAACAAUAGAGCGAGUAAAAUCCAUCAGCUCAGGCAGGAACUGAAGUGUUUAAGACAGCAGUUCAAGGUUGCACGUGAAGAGGAUAGGGGGCCUCUUGCGGAACUACGUUGUAUAAUCCGCAAGAAGCUAAUAACCUUGAGGAGAGCGGAGUGGCAUAGGAGGAGGAGGAAGGAAAGGUCCAGGAGGAGAGCUGCCUUUCUGGCGAAUCCCUUUGGAGUCACAAAACAGCUGCUAGGACAGAAGCGAAGCGGUAGACUGGCCUGCUCCAAAGCUGAGGUCGACCACCACCUCAAGCAAAUUUACAGCGAUGGAUGCAGAGAACAAGACCUAGGCCCCUGCAGGUCCUUGAUCAAUCCACCAACACCAACGCUUGACUUCGAUGGGAAAGACCCCGGCUGGAAGGAAAUCCAGGAGGUGGUCCGCAGGGCAAGGACGAGCUCUGCUCCAGGGCCCAGUGGAGUACCUUAUAAGGUCUAUAAGAACUGUCCAAGACUACUCCACAGACUCUGGAGAAUCUUGAAGGUGAUCUGGAGGAGGGGCAAGGUAGCAGACCAGUGGAGACAGGCAGAGGGUGUGUGGAUCCCAAAGGAGGAGAAGUCUAAGAACAUCAAUCAGUUCCGAACCAUCUCGUUGCUGAGUGUUGAAGGGAAGAUCUUCUUCAGCCUCAUGGCCAGGCGACUGACAGACUACCUCCUGAAGAACUCCUACAUUGAUACAUCGGUCCAGAAAGGAGGGAUCCCAGAGGUAUCUGGAUGUCUGGAGCACACAGGCGUGGUCACUCAGCUCAUCAGGGAAGCCAGGGAGAAUAAGGGGGACCUGGCUGUUCUGUGGCUGGACCUCGAAAAUGCCUAUGGAUCCAUACCCCACAAGCUGGUCGAAGAGGCACUGAAUCGGCAUCACAUUCCAAAGAAGUUCAGAGACCUCAUUCUGGACUACUAUGCCAACUUCCAUCUAAGAGUCUCCUCCGGAAAAACAACCUCCGACUGGCACAGGCUUGAAAAGGGGAUCAUCACUGGCUGUACGAUCUCAGUCAUCCUCUUUGCGCUCGCCAUGAACAUGCUGGUGAAGUCUGCGGAAGUUCAGUGCAGAGGUCCCCUCUCCAGGUCUGGAGUCCGGCAGCCACCCAUCCGAGCCUUCAUGGACGACCUGACAGUGACCACUACAUCCGUCCCAGGUUGCAGGUGGAUCUUGAAUGGCCUUCAGGAGGUGAUUUCCUGGGCUCGCAUGAACUUCAAGCCGGCCAAGUCGAGGGUCCUAGUGCUAAAGAAAGGAAAGGUUACUGGCAAGUUCUGCUUCUCACUUGGCACCACCAAAAUACCAUCACUCACCGAGGAACCUGUGAAGAGCUUGGGAAAGGUGUUUAAUUGCAGCCUGAGAGACGCAGCCUCCACAAGAUCGACCAACCAAGACCUGGAGACCUGGCUGACCGUGGUGGAUAAGUCUGGCCUUCCUGGCAAGUUCAAGGCCUGGAUUUACCAGCACGGGAUUCUCCCUCGGAUCCUCUGGCCCCUCAUGGUGUACGAAGUCCCCAUUUCAACGGUGGAAGGCUUUGAGAUGAGGGUCAGUAGGUUCCUGCGCAGGUGGCUAGGACUGCCGCGAAGCCUGAGCAGCAUUGCUCUAUACGGGCAUAACAACAAACUGAAGCUCCCCAUCAGCAGCCUGAGCGAGGAGUUCAUGGUGACACGGUCCAGGGAGCUCCUACAGUAUCGGGAGUCCAGUGACCCAAAGGUUGCACAGGCUGGGAUUGAAGUCAGGACGGGGCGGAAGUGGAGAGCUGUCGAGGCUGUGGAUGUUGCAGAGGCAAGGCUACGGCAAAAGGUUUUGGUGGGAACAGUGGCGCAGGGGAGAUCUGGCUUAGGUAGCAGAAGAACACCUCGCUAUGACAAGGCGCAGGGGAAAGAGAAGAGGUCACUGAUCCUCGAGGAAGUGCGAGCAGGAGUUGAGGAAAGGCGAGCCUGCCAGAUGGCGGGAAUGCGGCAACAGGGCGCCUGGACGAGAUGGGAACAAGUAUCAGAGCGUAAGGUCACAUGGACCGAGCUCUGGAAAGCCGAACCCCAUCGAAUAAAGUUCUUGAUCCAGGCGGUCUACGAUGUGCUGCCAAGUCCAUCCAACCUCUUCACCUGGGGAAAGGUGGAGACACCAGGGUGCCCCCUCUGCCAGAGGAGAGGAACCUUGGAGCACAUCCUAAGCUGUUGUCCAAAAGCCCUGGGUGAAGGGCGGUACCGCUGGCGACAUGACCAGGUCCUGAAGGCCAUAGCUGAUGCCAUCUGCAGGGGAGUCAGUCACAGCAAGAGCCUCCGCCCAGUGAAGAGUACUGCUUUCAUCAGAGCUGGGGAGAAGUCAACACCGGCUGCCCGGAACACCUCGUCUGGCCUGUUGGCAACAGCACGCGACUGGGAGCUGUCAGUUGAUCUGGGAAAGCAGUUGAAGUUCCCUGAUGUGGUUGCUAAAACAACACUAAGGCCAGAUAUUGUGCUCACCUCAGUGGCCUCCAAGCAGGUAAUCCUCUUGGAGCUCACAGUGCCUUGGGAGGACCGUAUGGAGGAGGCCAAUGAGAGGAAGAGUGCAAAGUACUCUCAGCUUGUGGAGGAGUGUCGGAGCAAUGGGUGGCGAGCGAUGUGCCGGCCGGUUGAAGUGGGGUGUCGAGGGUUUGUGGGCAAAUCUCUCUGCAGGGCCUACAGAAUGCUUGGCAUCACAGGGGCCAGCCAGCAAAGGGCCAUGAAGUUAGUCACAGAUGCAGCAGAAGUGGCAUCAAGGUGGCUGUGGAUCAGGAGGGGAGAGGCGUGGCAUGUAGGGCAGUAGCGCUACCUGGACACAGGCUGGGGCCUGAUCAACCCUGGCUGGGUCGCCUAGGGGAGGGGGUCUGAUUGUUGAAAGACCCGAAACCCCCUGUGAUCCUAGGUUACAUCACUGAGGAUGUGUCCAGUUGCACCAUUGGUGUAUUUAAAAAG